Molecule: messenger RNA, 300 nt
Organism: Botrytis deweyae
Lineage: Eukaryota; Fungi; Ascomycota; Leotiomycetes; Helotiales; Sclerotiniaceae
Exons: 1
Coding region: 1-300 (99 amino acids)
Source: RefSeq, a predicted model, not a curated record
AUGAAUUGGACAUACGUUAAAAGAGAAACUUACGAAGUCAAGUAUGGAGUGCGUUUGGAUGCUCAGCCUAACAUUACAGGCCCAUUCGACUGCACCAGACAAGACAGAAGAUUGACUCUCGAGGGAUGGGAGGGAUUUUGUGCUGUCGAAAAAGAAGCAAACGGCGAAAAAACUGGCAUUUGGACUCUUUACUAUGGUCGGGACGAUGGUCGCUUGGUUAAGAAGUUGGGAAGAAUAGAAAAGCAGUGGAAAUUGAGCCAAGUAGGCAUGAGAAGCGAGUACGAAGAGGCAAGCCACUAG